UGUUAGGCACGUGCGCAUGCUCGCAGGUUGUUCUAGAAAAUAAUUUCAGAAUAUUAGCUACCGGAAUUUUGCCAAACUAAAAGAAGCGACUGCAAAAAUGUCGCAGAAUUUGAAGGUCGGCGACCCAGUGCCCAUCUAUCGCCUAAAAAAACAAACAUCAAACCUUAAACAGCGACAGCUUUGUGACAUUUCCAAAGUGCCGCUUUUUUCCCAGCUUCAGAAUGUGAAAAUUUCAGCACGGAGCUACCACGUUGGGGAGGAUUCGACAAUGAAUGGCAGCUUCGAAGAAACCAACAAGGAGAACUGCCACGCCAGUUGGCUGCAGAAAUGUCCGCAGAAGCCGGCGCAUGAAAGUGUCCACAAGUCUAGCUUCAUUGGAGGACACCAGGAACCCAAGGAGAAGAGCUCGACAAAUUUGAACCAGGGUCGAGAGACGGUUGUAGGCUCUCAAUAUUCCUGGCUGAAACACGACGCAAAUCAACAACAGUGGCGUUAUAAUUUUAAUUGCACCAUGACUUACACCAAGGAGCCUGUCCUCCCGGAAAACCCACUGGGGUCGAUACCCACGACUUGUCAGCAUCCGAAAGAUGGUGACGAUAGCCUCAACCAAUUAGAACCUCUUGACCUUUCGUGUGGUAAAAGGAAUUCAGCCCGGGACCAAUGCGGCAUCGACGGGACCAACACGCAUGAGAAGGAGACUCCUAACCGUGCAAUAUUCUUAGAUCAUCAAUACGCCCUUCCAGCCACACAGGAACCAAUGGAGGAACUUCCGGCCAUAGUCCGUUCUCCGUCUCAAGAACGUUUGCUGGCAAUUGAGGCUAUUUGCGCGCAGCUGAUGAGCAACGAUGUCACGACUGCUGUGGGAGUUAUAUGCGACGGCGUCACCUUCGAAGAUGUCUUCCAAGUCCUGGGCAUUAAGACGGAGCCGCCAGAGGACCCCGAGUCCUCUCCAGAAGAUGUCUUCAAAGUCGUGGGCAUUAAGACGGAGCCGCCAGAGGACCCUGAGCCUUCUCCAGAAUUCGACAUGCUGGACAAUGAGAAAGCUACUCAGCAGCCUCCAGAAAACACGGCCUUUCAGAAUACACCGCCUAGUGUUGGCGGACAGAAUAAUGAAAACCAUGACAUUCAGGAUCAGCUACACGCCACUUUUCCCCCUGCGGGAUACAUAUUCAGCAGUGAAGAAAUGGCAACCAUUAUGAAUGAUAUAGACCCGACCGAUGAAAUGGAUGACCGUAUCUUCGACUAUCUGAAUCAGAAGUGGGGGCCGCCAACGGAGCAGCAAGGCAAUGAUUUGACGUCCUUAGGAAUCGAUAAUAAAUAUGCGGUGUCCUUGCAUGAGGCAUGUCCCUUGCCAACGUUCAAGAAGAUAGUCAAGAAUGUUAUCAAGGAUGAGGUCAAGCAAAUAAUCGAGACCAAGAAGGUGGUCGACGAGGUGGUCAAGAAGAAUAUCAAGAGGGAGAUCGACGAGGUGGUCAAGGAGAAGACCAAGAAGGAGAUCCAGGAGGAGAUCGAGGCGGAGAUCCAGAAAAUGGACGAGGAAAUGAGCGAGGAAGAGGAAUCUUAUGAUGGGUCUGAAGAAAUUGAAACCGACGACGACUACAUUUCAGUCUAAAAUAAUCAAAAAUACUAAUAAUUAUAUUUGAUGCCUCAAGAAUCUAUGACUAGGGUAACCAAACGAAUGGUACAAUUGACGGACCUACAGUGAAACCUUGUAAACAAGUCCCUUUUGAUAUCAUUGUAUAUUUUCAUUUUUUUGUAUUUCAAAGCACUUGAAUAAAUAUGAGAACUUUUUCCUACACAAACGAUUUUUUAAGUAUUAAUGGAAACAUGUAUCGUAUUUAGAUGCGCAAUGCGU
Molecule: messenger RNA, 1855 nt
Organism: Drosophila simulans
Lineage: Eukaryota; Metazoa; Arthropoda; Insecta; Diptera; Drosophilidae
Exons: 2
Coding region: 98-1612 (504 amino acids)
Source: RefSeq, a predicted model, not a curated record